AUGUUUCUUGUAGUUUACGAUUAUGUUUUCGAGCAGCAGGCACUGUGGGAUGAAUGGCACGAUCCAUCCGUUUUAGACCAGAAGUUAAAAGAUAUCUAUCAACAACAUGUGGAUCGUGACACCAUUGUGAUGCCCCUGAUGCAGAUGUACGAUUGUAUCUUGACACAGGUAUCACACGUAUUUAAUCCUUUUGAUGGUUUGAAAUUUGAAAAAGUACUUGCAAUACUGAUUGAUCUGCAUGAAAAGUAUCAAGAACAAGAAAAAACAAAUGAUGGUAGCAGAGAAGUUUGUUAUAUUAACUUUACGAACGUCAUUAAACGAUGCAUAGGGAAUUUACAUCUACAGAACCUAUUUUUUAUUAACACGGCUUGUGAAGAUCUUGCAGACGCAGAAAUGGAGCAGACGAUCACAUUCGUAACCGCAGCAUUGGAAGAAGUUCAUGGUCACUAUUCGGAUUCUCAUCCAUUAUUCCAGGUCAAGAAAGAAGAUAUGAGUUCAUACAAUGAUUACUUCUCUGGCCCUGCCAUGCUCAUAUAUCUAAUAUAUUGUCGGAAACAGUACGCGGAAGCCUCAAAAUAUGCUUUGUACACACUCGUCGACAAUCAAGAUAGGAUUGCUUCGAAUUUCCUCCGCAGUCAAGUAGCCCUACAGAUUCCCUUGUCCACAUUUAUUUGUGAUGAUCGAUUGCUACGGUUUCUGGCUGAAGCGAGUACAGCUCAGACAAAUCCUGUAGAUCGUACUUUCAAUCCGCGAGAAUGUCCAGUAAUAUUUGUUUCCCCUCUACCACUCAUCAUUCACGUUUACAUACUUUCCAUGAUUGCGUUGGACUUCGAAAAUAAGGAGGCGAUCAGUAGCACAUUUACUAUGAGCACAUGUUUAUCAUUACUUGAAGGCUGUUAUGACACUGAUAAAGUUCCAUUCAAUAAAUUUUUAUAUGAUCAAACCAAGGUUGCCUAUGAUAGUUAUGCUGACCAACGGCGAAUACGGGAAGGUGGUCAUUGGGAUCCAUAUCUAACGUUAGACGAUAAUAGUACAGAUUCUGAAGACGAAAAGAACGAGAAUAAAUAA
Molecule: messenger RNA, 1068 nt
Organism: Didymodactylos carnosus
Lineage: Eukaryota; Metazoa; Rotifera; Eurotatoria; Philodinida; Philodinidae
Source: the annotation of a GenBank genome assembly